Messenger RNA from Columba livia (rock pigeon), 3330 nucleotides. Its product is annotated as acylamino-acid-releasing enzyme-like. Gene Ontology annotation, molecular function: serine-type endopeptidase activity. The record is from RefSeq and is a predicted model, not a curated record. Lineage: Eukaryota; Metazoa; Chordata; Aves; Columbiformes; Columbidae. Bases 759 to 3161 code for a protein of 800 amino acids. Gene Ontology annotation, biological process: proteolysis. The transcript has 21 exons.
ACCUGCUUUGGCUGCCCUAGCUCUGUAAAAAGGUGAGGGUGGACUGUUGACAUCCUUUGUGCUGCCUGUCUGCCCAGAAGUGUGUAGGAAAGGGGCUGUAGCAAGGAGGAUCAGCAGGAGCAGGGAAUGGGCCCUGGGCCUUCCCUGAGCUUCCCAGGUAAGUCCCCCAAGCCUUCCCUGUGCUCCUCCCCAGUCAUUUGGGAGCAGGGCAAAUGUUUUGUAUUAGUAACAACAGACAAUUACAGGUGUGAUGAAACACAUGUUCUUCAAAAUACUCUUUAGCCUUGGCUGCUGGUAACAGCACCUGCGGAGGUCAGUAAUUCUCCAGAGAGCAACACCGCUCAUGCCAGAGCCAAGGGGCUGUGCCAGGCCCCUCCCAGCCCCAGUCUAUUGCUUGUUUUUGCAUCAGCUGGGAAGAAAAUUGAUUCUCGGGUCCCGGGCUGUGUGCUGUCUCCUGUAUGAACAGGCUGAGGCUGGACACACCACGCCAAGGGCUCCUUUGGUCUCCAGUGAUUGGGCUGCCUGCUUAUUGUAGGCCCCAAAAUCCCUUCAUGAGCAUGGCGCUGUGGCUGCUCAGGCACCUGCAGUGCUAACUUGCUGCUGCUGCCCCCCAAUAAACAGUAGCUCAGCACCCCGGUGUCUCCCAUAGUGGUGUUGGUGCCAGUGCCACCUCCACUCCUGGUGCCCCUGGGGCUCAUGGCCACCAGCCCCUCCUUCCCCAGGGGUCAGUGUGUGUGCUGCCAGGGCCGCGGUGCCCCAUGGCGGAAGAUGGGACCUCCCCGUGGCUGCGGGCAGGACAGGCAGCGCCGGGCAGCUGGAGGGCUGGCGCCGGGCAGGCCCCUGGCGCCGGCUGCUCGCGCACGGCCUGGCAGCCUGCCGCGCUGCCGAGCAGACGGUGCCAGCGGCCCAGCGCGGCGGAGCAAGGCCCCAUGGAUUCGGGAGCUGAGCGGGGCACAGAGGCGGCCGCCAGCCCUGCUGCCUGCUACCGGGAGCUGAGACGGUUCCCGGCUGUCACCCGUGCAGCCCUUGGCAGCGUCGCGGGGGGACAGACCUUCCUGCUCUACACUGAGUGCAGCCGCCACGAUGUGCCCCGCCACCGGCUCCUGCGCUUCAGCCGCCACUACAGCCUGCAGCGUACAGCCAGCGGCCUCGCCGUCAGCCAGGCAGCGCUCAGCACCGAGAUCCACAACCAGCUCCUCAGCCAGGACUCGCCCUCGGGGCAGCACCGUGCCAUGCUCAGCCGAUGCCCGCGGCAGGGCCACGAGCUGCUGGAGGUGUGGGGCAGCAGCGGGCGCAGCCACAGCGUGGACCUGACAGCACUGGGGAAGCACGGGGAGGUGUAUGCGGAGGGGCCCUUUGCCUGCCUGGCCUGGUCCCACUCGGAGGCACGACUGCUCUAUGUGGCUGAGAAGAGCCGACCCAAACCACGGCCCCCCAGCCCCUGGGAUGUGCCAGGAGCAGCCAGGCUGGUGAAGGAGGAUGAGGAUGAGGGGGGCGAGCAGUUCGUGUACCACGAGGACUGGGGGGAGGCGCUGAGCACCCGCAGCGUGCCCGUCCUCUGUGUCCUGGACCUGGCGAGCAGCAGCCUCUCGGUGCUGGAGAACAUCCCAGAGCACCUCUCCCCUGGCCAGAUGACAGUGGUGUGGUCUUUGUGGGCUGGUGGCACGAACCCUUCCGCCUGGGGCUCAGAGCCUGCUCCAACAGGAGGUCAGGGAUUUUCCACCUGGACCUGGCCAGUGGGUGUUGCGGUGAGUACUGGGAUGUGGGGCGUUACUUGGGGGUCCCCGAGGUGCUCAAGCCUGCCACCCACAGAGCUGCUGUCGGCUGAAUGUGGUGCUGCCUGCUCCCCCCGGCUGAGCCCCGAUGGCCAGCGCCUGCUCUACCUGGAGGGGACUGUGGGGGGGCCCCACCGGCAGUGCCUGCGCCUGCGCAUGCUCACCUGGCAGACAAGGCAGACAGUGACCGUGCUUGAGGUGGUGCAGGAACCCACGGAGGCCUUUGCUGGGAUCUACACAGAGGAGCUUCCACUGCGGUGCUGGGCAGCCGACAGCCGGCGAGUGGUGCUGAGCACCCCACAGCGGAGCCGUACGGACCUGCUGCUCGUGGACACAGAGGCAGCCACUGUCACCAACCUGACAGCAGAGUCACCCGAAGGGUGCUGGGAGCUGCUCACCCUCCAGUGGGACCUGCUGGUGGCCACCUGCUCAGCCCCAAACCGUCCCCCCAGCCUGGUGGUGGCGGUGCUGCCACCAGCAGGACAGGAGCUUCCCCUCUGCUGGGUGCCAGUGGAGGAUGCCCCAACAGUGCCCGGUGUCACCUGGAAGACCCUGACGGUCCAGCCACCCUGCAAUGGGCAGAGCCGCACUGCACACAGCACCCAGACUUUUGAGGCUCUGUUGCUGAGCCCGCCGAACAGCAUGGCACCACACCCCCUUGUCGUGUGCCCCCAUGGUGGCCCCCAUGCAGUCUUUGAUGCCCGCUGGCGUCCGAGCAUGGCUGCACUGUGCCAGCUGGGCUUCGCCAUGCUCCUGGUGAAUUACCGUGGCUCCCUGGGUUUCGGCCAGGCCAGCAUCACCUCCCUGCUCUCCCGCGUUGGUGAGCAGGAUGUGGCGGACACCCAGCUGGCAGUGGAGCAGGCGCUGCAUAGCGAGCCCUUGGACCCGCACCGCCUGGCCCUGCUGGCUGGUUCUCAUGGAGCCUUCAUUGCCCUGCACCUCCUCGCCCGUGAGCCCAAGCGCUACCAAGCCUGUGCCCUGCGUAGCCCUGUCUCCAACCUGCCCGCUCUGCUGGGCACCUCUGACAUCCCUGACUGGCGCUAUGUCUCCCUGGGGCUGCCGUACUCCUUUGAGCGGGUGCCCCGUGCCGAGGAGGUGGCCACCAUGCUGCUGCGCUCACCCAUUGCCCAGGUGGCCCAGGUGCAGACGCCAGUGCUGCUGUGUGUGGGUGGCCGGGACCGGCGAGUCAGCCCCACACAGGCUCUGGAGUUGUACCGGGUGCUGCGGGCCAAGGGGGUGCCGGCACGGCUGCUGUGGUACCCAGAGGGCGGCCACGCGCUCACUGGUGUGGAGACAGAGGCCGAUGUCUUUGGGAACUGCGCCUGCUGGUUUCUCCAGCACGUGGGACAGCCCUGGCGGGACAGGAUGGACUGGCACAGCACCUAGCACCCACUGCGGCCCUGCGGCUGUGCCGGCCCCAGGGUGACCGCUGGCCCUGGGGACCACACCAGUACCAGAGCAGGAUGGAGUGAGCGUUGCCAGGGGCAGGAUGGCGUGGGUUGGAGUUUGGAGCUAAAUAAAUGUCUAAGACUCUGUGCAGCACAGAUAUCCACAG